This is a messenger RNA of Gordionus sp. m RMFG-2023, 676 nucleotides long. Its product is annotated as RNA-binding protein rnp-4-like. The transcript has 6 exons. The record is from RefSeq and is a predicted model, not a curated record. Gene Ontology annotation, cellular component: nucleus; exon-exon junction complex; cytoplasm. Gene Ontology annotation, molecular function: mRNA binding. Bases 71 to 565 code for a protein of 164 amino acids. Lineage: Eukaryota; Metazoa; Nematomorpha; Gordioida; Chordodea; Parachordodidae. Gene Ontology annotation, biological process: RNA splicing.
AAAAAAUUAUCCUAUUGUCGAAAAAUAAUUUUCUAUAUUCCAUAUAUCGCGGAUUAUAAAUAAAUUUAACAUGGAUGACGAUAUAAGAAUUGGUGAUGAAGAUGGAUUUAAUUCUGAAGUUGAAACAGAUGUGGAUGCUUUGAAAAAACAUGCUACUAAGAAGAAAGGCCGUGGCUUUGUCCCGGAUGAAAAUAAGGUUAAAAGUGAUUACGAGGAAUACGAUAAUAUGGAUAUAGAAGAUAAUUCACCCGGACCUAAGAAAUCUGUUGAAGGCUGGAUCCUUUUUGUCACAAAUGUUCACGAGGAAAUGGAUGAAGCUUUUUUUGCAGAAAAAUUUAUGGAAUUUGGAGUCGUAAAAAAUUUGCACCUUAAUUUAGAUCGGAAAACAGGAUAUAUGAAAGGUUAUGCCUUAGUCGAAUAUGAAACUUUUGAUGAGGCAAAUUCUGCUUUGCAAAAAAUGAAUAACACGGACAUGCUCGGUUUAAGUAUAAAAGUUUCAUGGGCAUUUGUUAAGGCCCCUCUACGAUCCUCUAAAAGAAGAUCCGACAGAUACAAAGAAUCAUAAAAAAAUAUUAGAAAGAACUGUAAAUAUUAUAUAUAUUUGUAUAUGUUUUGCUAAAAUAAUAAAUAACUCUUGUGAUCACAACUUUAUUGCAUUAAUAAAUUUAUAUUAAUU